CUUUAAUCAUGAGGAUCCUCAGCAAUCCUCUGGGAGAAACGCCACCGUUAGCCUCACCUGUGUGCAGGAAGAGAAGGUGUUGAACUGGGAGUUUUGGGAACAAUGGGAGAUGUGGUCGCUUUGAGAGAAUAACGUACUUGUGUUCCACCAGGGUCCUCCUGGAUCCUUUUUUUGUGCUUUUUGCUGUGAGAUGGAUUACAGGCUGAGCUGACCUACCAAAGCACACACUGGACUGGUUUUGUAAACGGCUAGAACUUUUCAAGUUCUUGGGAGGUUGAAUUUCUUUUUAGACAAGCAAGGACGCAUCCCAUUGAACAAUGGCUUUGAUGAAAGUCAAGUUUGACCUGAAAAAGCGAGUAAAACUCGCACAGAGUGUCUGGUUCCUGUUCUGGUUCGCUGUGAUGGCCGGCGUGCUGGUCUUCAGCAUGGGCCUCUUCUUCAAGAUCGAGCUACGAAAGCGGUCCGAACUGAUGGACAACAACGAGAGCCACUUCCUGCCCAACCUGCUCAUACUGAUGGGCCUGCUUGCUUGCGGCAUCAACGCCUUUGGAGGCAAAGUCUGCUACGACUCACUGGACCCCACCAAAUUUGUUAAGUGGAAGCCCAUGCUGAAGACCUUCCUGGUAGUUUGUGUGGUUUUCAACGCGCUGCUGGUGGUGACCGCUCUGCUGUGCUUCGUGAUGCGGAUUCCGCUGCAGUUCACGCUGGCCGAGGGCCUGAGGAACGGCAUGAGGUACUACAAGGACACGGACACACCAGGACGCUGCUACAUGAAGAGGACCCUGGACAUGAUGCAGAUUGAGUUCCGUUGCUGCGGAAACAACAACUACAGAGACUGGUUUGAGAUCCAGUGGGUCAGCAACCGGUACCUGGACUUCAGCGCAAAGGAGGUCAAAGACCGUAUCGGAAGCAACGUGGACGGCCAGUACCUAAUGGAUGGUGUGCCCUUUAGCUGCUGCAACCCAGGCUCGCCCAGGCCUUGCAUCCAGCUGCAAAUGACCAACAACUCGGCCCACUACAGCUACGACCACUACACCGAGGAGCUCAAUGUGUGGAAGAGCGGCUGCCGAGACGCCCUUCUGUCCUACUACGGCGGCAUGAUGACCACCUUCGGUGUUCUGGUGCUGCUGGUCACCAUGCUGGAAGUUGCCGUGACGGUGGGCCUGCAGUACGUCCACAGCUCCCUGUCCACGCUGGCCAACCCCGAGGACCCUGAGAGCGAGAGCGAGGGCUGGAUCCUGGAGAAGACGGUCAAAGAGACUUUCACUGACAUCAUGGCCAAAAUGAAGUCCAUGGGUAAAGGCGGCAAAGUGGAGGAGGGUGAGGAGGCCGCAGUGGCCACGGUGAGCUGAGCGACCUCCGACCCUCUCCCCGCUGCCAAAUCUGACACCACUCCCACCCGAAAAGGAAGAAGAGGACGUGUGAGAUGAUUUUACGAGCCCCACCUACACACAUAUUUGAAAUGGUACAUUCCUAGUUUCAAAAGAGGAGUAGUUACCAAGAUGACACAGCAUAUUGUCAACAUGUUUGUGAUAUCGUAUGCUGAAAGCCUCGUAGAAUGCAUGCACCAGGGUGCAGCUCUACACCACAUACAGUAUUGUUCCAUUCAUAGCCCCCUUGCCCUGUCUCUCUUAGCAUCCCAUGUAUCAUCAUGUCACAGCGGGUUGACUUUCACAGCCAGUCUGCACUUUGGAUGGGGAUGCUGGUUACUAUGCAACCCCCCUGUCGCACUAACCCAACGUAUUUAUGGGCCAAGCAAAGAAAAGUCAUUUCUUUUAGUUAAGUGGAUUCUAAAUAACACUUGUCAGUGAAUUUGGCAGCUAAAUCUUUGCCCCAGCCCCCCAUCCCCCCCACUUGCAUUGCAAUCUCAUGUUGUCUUUUCAUUGGGUGUGUAUAUGAUGUCAUGGGGUGGUGGUCUUUGUACAUAGUGUAGAAACCAGAAGAAUGUCACCUUUUUUAAAAAAAAAAACCCAUGUCAUUCAUCCAUGUAUUUGCUCCUGAUCUAUGUCAAUGUCUUUCUAUGUGUUUAGAAUUGACCGGAAGAAAUAAAAGCUUAGUGUUUAUUGGAAUGAAAUGUCGUGUGACUUUGAGCUGCUAGUCAAGGAGGCAGACAUGCCAAGCGUCACAAGGUUCCUGAUUAAGACAACCGGAUGAAGGCAAUUAUGGCAUUACUGCGUUCACAUGGACAUGGGAUGACUCUUCACAUGCCCGACCUAAGUGUGUGUGUGUGUGUGUGUGUGUUCUUGCAUGCUACACUUUCCCCUACAGGAAGUGAAAAGUUGACCUUAGAAGAAGGGAUUUUGUCGGGUCAGAUUGUCCAAUUUGGGGGGUCCAAAUUGAUGGACCUUUGCUUUGUGCACCUGGAAGAGAAAGUCCUCCUCCUAGCUGUUCCUUAGCCAACAUCGCUAAGAUGACGUGUUAAGAUGAGUGAGCACUGAGGGAUGGAGUGCUGGGGUGGUAGGGGUUGGCAUUCAUGGCUGUUACCGGGGAUGGUAAAGAGGCUGCAUUUCAGUUGUUCCAAAGCACAUAAAAGCAGCACUGAGUAGAUAAGGAGCCUGAUCGGCUUUAGAUUAGCCUGAGUCCUUCAAGCAGGUGAGUGGGCCAUGUCCUGCUGCCGGGACUUACGUCAUGGACACACCAGAGUCAGGGAGGCAAACAAAAGGACUCUGCUGCAGUGGAGUGUUGUGAUGAUGGUGUGGCAUUACAUUCAAGCAGAAUAAAGACAAUCCGCUUGUUCAUGAUGAAUUCAAACAGGGUGUUUGACAAUGAUAUACAUUGUGAUUUACAUGUUUGGCCCAAACAGAAAUAGAUUUUAUAUGCAAGUAAAAAGACAAAAAUCAGUUUACCUCUACAGACAGAAGAAUCUGCUGCCAUCAUACUGCAUUUUACCGCCCCCUAUUGGUGACUUCAGGUAAGACACGCAGACAACUGAUACUAAUCCUUCCCUUUAGCAGAUCUCCAACAAUUAGC
Messenger RNA from Doryrhamphus excisus (bluestripe pipefish), 2970 nucleotides. RefSeq names its product peripherin 2a (retinal degeneration, slow) (gene prph2a). Gene Ontology annotation, cellular component: plasma membrane. Lineage: Eukaryota; Metazoa; Chordata; Actinopteri; Syngnathiformes; Syngnathidae. The record is from RefSeq and is a predicted model, not a curated record. Gene Ontology annotation, biological process: visual perception.